This is a messenger RNA of Serpula lacrymans var. lacrymans S7.9, 1020 nucleotides long. RefSeq lists its product as uncharacterized. The transcript is spliced from 10 exons. The record is from RefSeq and is a predicted model, not a curated record. Bases 1 to 1020 code for a protein of 339 amino acids. NCBI's taxonomy places the organism in Eukaryota, Fungi, Basidiomycota, Agaricomycetes, Boletales, Serpulaceae.
AUGUACUGCUUGCGCCAGGCAAGAGCCUUGGCAAUGAAUGAUAUCAUCGUAGUAUUGGAUCAGUUGUUGGUCUGGACAUUAGAGAUUGGUCUCAUGACAAGGCUAUGCGAGAAAGUUUCAAAGGCGAAGGCAGGUUGUUUUCAUCAAAACAGACGUGGGCAAUGGUUAGUUGUUGCUAAUGCUGUGAUGGCAUUUUUGAAUACUCGCAAGGCUCCUCAAGAGAAACAUCAUGAAAGGAGGGAGACUGCUGUUAAUCCGCUUGGAAGUAUACGUGUGGCUAAUCUCAGCAUUACCGGGGCUAAAGCAGAGGUUUUACGGAAGACAUCCCUAUCCCUAGCCUUCGCUAAAGGCCACGGAGAAACCAAUCUUGGCAACAACCUUCUCAGCAAAAGCACAAAGAGACACGUCCUCUGGCAGCUUGAGCUUUCAUAUGUCAUCCGUGGACAGAACCAUGACCUUGACAAUGAUUUGGCUGUCCUUGGGCGCCCACUUGGAGGUUCUGGUAACCUCGUAGGUGGGGGGACUUUCGUCACCAAAUUCUAUAUUGGCGCUGGUGACUGGAAGGUUGGUGAUAUAUCUGAGGAAAUGUGCUGUGGAGUUGAUGAGAAUUGCCCCUGCGCAACGAUGGCUACGUUUGAAAAUGUCAUCCUGCAUGCGGGCCGUCUCUUGAAUUACCUCUUCCGCUCUUUCUUGGAUGGAGUCCAAGAUAGGACAGGGAGAGGGGUGCGGACGGAAUGUGCUGAUUUCCAUGUAGCAGAGAAUGUUGAGGGGACGUUGACAAGGAGUGUGAUGAGUAACAGGGAUGUCCAGGAAAUCCCCAGGAUGGGAUGUAGUCCCAACUAUGGCGCUUGUAAAGUUAUAGGUGGCAACAUCAGCGGUGUCAUUGGGGUGAUCCCCAGAUACCUCAAUGACAGCAAUAUCGGGAAUAUUUGGAUUAUUAUUUAUGGGGAUAUUAUCAGUCGAGCUGGUACUAUACACAGAUACAUCAUCAGGCUCCUUGCUUUCAAGGACAAUGGAUAG